This is a messenger RNA of Camelina sativa (false flax), 467 nucleotides long. Its product is annotated as defensin-like protein 206. NCBI's taxonomy places the organism in Eukaryota, Viridiplantae, Streptophyta, Magnoliopsida, Brassicales, Brassicaceae. The record is from RefSeq and is a predicted model, not a curated record.
UUUAAGAAAAAGCAAAGCAAAACAAAAAGAAAUGGCAAAGAACAUUAACUCAGUUUGUUUCACCGUUCUCUUGGUUGUCUUUAUCAUGGCUACCACUGAAAUCCUGAAGAGCGAUGCUGCACCUGCAUGCUUCACGUUCUUAGACGAGUGCGGCCCAGACCCGUUCCCUGGUACGAACGUUGAUUGCACUAAAUGUUGCAGAAGCACAUACAAGGGUCAACAUGUAUGUAAAGGGGUUGUUGAGGGAAGCGAGAACCACUGCCAUUGCUACCAAAGAACAAAAAAAGAGUGACUGCUGUUUUCGUUGGUUUUAAUGUGUGUUUACGUUAAUGUACAAGUUUCUUUUGUUUCCAAAUAAAGCAUGAAGGGAAAAGUUUAUCACUACUUGUCCCUAACUGCAGAAUUGAUGUUGUGUGUACUCUUGUUUUAUUCUCAAUAUUAAAUUUGGUUUGUUUAUGUUCCUCAUU